UGAGCCAACUUGUCUUUCUAAUGAUGGGCUUCACCUCGCUGACUAGAGUUAAUACAUACAAAAGAAGUGCAAUUUGAAUAGAACUAUUUAUAGAAACUCUACCGUAUCUCUUUUCAACCGCAGGAGAGAGCAGAGUUACAUCGUGAUUGAAAACUUUUGAAGCUCAGAAGCACUAUUUCAAGUCGAGUCGAGCAAAAGAGAGACGUAAUCCCCUGCGAAACCUACAACGGUUUGCUUUCUUACAAGAAAUUAACUCAUUUGCUGGAUUCUGGCGAAUUUCGCUGCCGUCGGCCGGAGCAGUCCGUGAUGUGCGGCCUGCCGUCGUUCCAUCCCCGCGACGGCGGGGGGAGGAGUAAAGUCGUGGUGGUGAUGGGCGCUACGGGCACGGGGAAGUCGCGCCUCGCCAUCGACCUCGCCCUCCGUCUCGGCGGCGAGGUCAUCAAUUGCGACAAGAUGCAAGUCUACGCCGGCCUCAACGUCAUCACCAAUAAGGUCACUCCGGAGGAGUGCGCUGGCGUGCCGCACUACCUCCUCGGUGUCGCCCCUCCUGACGCCGACUUCACCGCCGCAGACUUCCGUCGUGAGGCUACCCUGUUGGUAGACCUGAUUGCGAGGCGUGGCCGGCUCCCCAUAAUCGCGGGAGGUUCCAACUCGUACAUCGAGGAGCUGAUCGAGGGGAAUGGCGGGGAGUUUUGCUCGCAGUACGAUCGUUGCUUCCUGUGGGUGGAUGUAGAGCUGCCGGUGCUGCAUGAUUUUGUGGCGGACCGCGUGGACCGUAUGGUGGAGCGUGGUCUGGUGCAGGAGGUGAAACAAGUGUUCGACCCCGACAACAAUGACUACUCGAAAGGGAUACGGAAAGCGAUAGGGGUGCCGGAGAUGGACCGGUACUUCCGGUCGGAGGGGACGGCGGUUGACGAGGCGGAGCGUCGGCGGCUUCUAGCGGAUGCGAUUGACGAUAUCAAAGCGAGCACUUGCAGGCUCACCUGCUGCCAGCUAGAGAAGAUCCGGCGGCUGCGCACGCUGCCCGGGUGGGACGUCCGUCGGGUGGAGGCGACGGAGGUGUUCUUGAAGAAAGGGAAGGAGGCGGCCGACGAGGCCUGGGAAAGGAUGGUGGCUGGCCCCAGUACUCAAAUUGUUCAGGAGUUUUUGUAUGGAUUGAAGAAUGAUGACUUAGAGUUGCAAAGGAGAGGUAUCAAAAAGGAUCUAAGCAAUAAAACAGUAGCUUUUACUGCAGCAGCUUCUGCAAUUGAGAGCAGAUUCUCCACCACUACUGGUCUUGCUGUUGUGGGAGCCGCCGUUUAGGGAUUCAGCUUUUGCUCGGGUGUUUAUAAAAGAGUUCAGCUCAGCUGAAGAACGCACUAACAAACUAUUUUAUAAUGGUUCUGCACUAUAACCUACCGGUCGGUUAUCUCAUGUCCUAUUUUUAUUUUUAUU
Molecule: messenger RNA, 1434 nt
Organism: Ananas comosus (pineapple)
Lineage: Eukaryota; Viridiplantae; Streptophyta; Magnoliopsida; Poales; Bromeliaceae
Product: adenylate isopentenyltransferase 3, chloroplastic-like
Exons: 4
Coding region: 307-1302 (331 amino acids)
Biological process (GO): cytokinin biosynthetic process; tRNA modification
Cellular component (GO): mitochondrion
Molecular function (GO): tRNA dimethylallyltransferase activity
Source: RefSeq, a predicted model, not a curated record